This is a messenger RNA of Truncatella angustata, 3369 nucleotides long. Its product is annotated as RNA polymerase II mediator complex subunit Sin4. The record is from RefSeq and is a predicted model, not a curated record. NCBI's taxonomy places the organism in Eukaryota, Fungi, Ascomycota, Sordariomycetes, Amphisphaeriales, Sporocadaceae. The coding region runs from base 417 to 3308 and encodes 963 amino acids. Gene Ontology annotation, cellular component: mediator complex. The transcript has 6 exons. Gene Ontology annotation, biological process: positive regulation of DNA-templated transcription.
UCAUUGUACAAGCCGAGGUUGUCUUGAAUUAACACCAGUUGCUUGUUGCUUCUUAAGUUCUGGAUACCAUGGUUGCUCUAGAAAAAUCUAACUAAGCAGUGCGAACAUAUUCUACCAUCUUUCCAUCCUUGUAUCCUUGUAUCAACCCUGCGGCUCUGGCAGUCCAAACGCUUGCCUCGUGCUGUUAGUCUGGAGUGGAGAUUCGGAUCUGAAGUCUUCAGCCUUACUUGAGCAUUCACCUGGUUCUAUAUUAUUGUGGACAGUUCCAAAGGGCUUGGCGAGAUAGAUAGACGUUUAGAAGCUGCCUUGACGAGCAGGCUUGUCGUUUGUCUAUCCAUCUGGCUCGAUCGAUGUUCUAGUUGGGCCGGGCUCAACUCGUCCAAGACAAACUGAGGGGCACACGCGCUGGAAAGAUUAUGCCGCUCAUACUCGACGGAGCCAUGGCAGCGCCCGCCGAAAUGCACGUUGAUCUUGGGGUUGAUGAUCUUUUUGGAGACGGUGGAAUGAAUCUUCAGACUCGCCCGGGCAAACGAUUGCUGCAGAGAAUCAACGAUCUUCGUAACCGCGGAUCUUGCCAGGGUCUAGCAUGGUCAAAGUCGGGAACUCUUGCAUCAAUUGCACCUGAUGGACGAUCACUCGAACUACGAUACAUUCGUGCUCACCCGAAAGAUGCAGUCUGGGGUUUGAGUGAGCCCACAAUCUACGUACCGGAGGGUGACCUGAUCGGUGGCCCCAUCAUGCACCUCUCUUGGGCACCAACUCAGACAUCUGAUCUCGCAAUCAUUGACGCCACGGGGAGGGUGGCCAUUGUGAACUUCAGCAUAAACAUCAAUCGCCCCUCAACUCACCGGACGUACUGGCUGAACACCCUACCGACACAUCGAAACUCGGCCAAUCCUCUGCACGCACCUGCAGUCAAAGAGGGCACCGCAACCAGUUAUGUCUUCGAGACCGCUAUUACAAUUAGCAACGCACCGUAUCAUCCCAACCCGACUCGGUCUGCUCUUUUCUGCGUUACAGCCAACGGCAUGUUGAAGAUGUUCUGGGCGCAGAACAACAGCAAAAUGCAGGAGACAUCAAUGGAGUUGGAAAGUAUAACGUCGUCGGAUGACUUGGUCACACACGCAGCUGUAACUUCUGACACGAGGUCAAAGUGUAUGUGGGUAGCUCUGGCCACAUCUUCUAGACAGCUUCAGGUAGUUCAAGUUGGCCUUGCCUGGGGCCUUGUACAACAGGACGCUGCUAAAGGCGCCACAGCAGGCGCUCAACAGCUGAAUCCAGCACUGAGAGGCAAACAUGCGGCUAUUACCAGCUGGCUACCGGGUAAUUCGCCAGAGUCACCAUUGGACCCACUUAUGACACAGAUUUCGUGUCUUGAGUUGUUACCUCCAGCGCUCGAUCAGUCAAGCAAGGCUUGGUUAUGGCCAGUCGUUUUGACGGUACGAUCGUUCGUCCCGGCCCCGGAUACUCCGUAUAAUCAGGAAGUUCAAAGUAUCAUUGAUAGGUGGGAGAUCACUACGGAGCAACCUCAAACUCUUCACCCCGGCUUCGAAAAUCUUGGGCCAAGAAGGAAUAGUAUGGGAGCUGCGCCGACGCCUACUUUUAGACUGAAGAGGUUAGAACCCAUUGUCUUGACGAAAAUCGUAAUUGGCAUCAGUCUCGUUCGCCUUAAUACCGCAAUCUGCAUUGCAUAUAGUGACGGCACUGUCGAAUAUCGGGAUCGAACCACGUUCAGUCUAACGUGGACCGAAGCAAACCUCAACCGCAUCAACUCAAUUCACGAGGCUGGCUUCACUCACAGCGGCGAGCAAUCUUGCUUGCAAACUGCUGUAUCUCCUACAUUGUGCUCGCUAGUACAAUUGCGCGAAGACAAUAGUAUAAAAUGGCACGGCCUCGAAUACACACUUGCCGAUAUUGCUGAUCUAGACAACCCGGAUAAUGCAGCACGGUAUAAUGCCGUCGUGGCUGCUUUGACCAUGACUAUCGGGCAGGCAGCUGCGUCGAAUAAUAAUGUCGAUGACAUACUUGCCGUUGCAAGGCAAUUCAAUGGCAUGCGCAGUUUCUCACACGACUUACUGAAUGAAAUGGUCCGCAUGAUGCGUGUCCAGGUCGACUAUUCCGAAGAGUCGCAUCAUGACAGUCUUGUGCGCAACCAGCUACUACAACUAUGCCUCAGCACCCUCAAUCAUUUAGAGUGGAAUGGUGAGUUUCAACCGCGUGGCUUUCGCAGCAAAGUGGCCAUGUUUGGUUUGAAUCUGCGCGGCAUCGUCAUCUUGAUCACGAUCGCCAACAAUGCGCCUGUUCACAUGAAAAAUAUGACUCCCUUGGACGAGCCCGAAAAAAAAACAGAGGUCGUUGACGCUCUAGCUGGUUGUUGCAAAUGGUCCAUAGACCUUCUCUGUUGGAUCGUGGAUUCACUCUUCUGUCUUCUCAACGACCAGAAGUUUCAGGGGUUUUUAAAUGCAGCGGAACUUUCCAAGAUGAAUACGUAUCUUCUGGAGAAGAACGAUAUUGCGUUACACAUGAUUCUAUCCUCGCCGAUUCGUGGCCUUCUGUCGGCGGUGUGCCGGCGAAUGCAACAUCUCCACCAGAUAUCCCUCAAGGCUGUCGAGUACUAUGAAACACAUGACGCCACGUCCACCAAUGCACCCCAGCCUGCUUUGCGCGCGGCAUACAAUAAGAUGCUUCGUCACACAAGCAGUCCACUUAUUCAAGUAGUCAAGUUUGAGGAACUGUUAAGCACUUUUGCUAAAAACAUCAAAUGGCAAUACCAAGAACAAUUCUCCCAGCUCGGAGCACGUGCCAUGGAGGCCGCAAAAAAGAUUAAUCCCGAUGCGCCAAAAACCGUUGGAGAGGAAGCUAUCAAGCGCGCCCAAGCGCACAACGAGCUCACCAUGCUUCUCGGGGGUGCACCAGGAGGCGCACUACUUCCGGUUUUGAAGAAUUUUUUCAAGACAGACCUCCCACAAUUCCGGACCGAAUGCAACCCCGCUGAACUCUUCUUCGGCAACUAUGACAUUCUUGAGGUCGACGAUGACCCGAAGGUGUUGGCGGCGCGUAAAAUGAGGGCUUCAAGGGUCGAUCUUUUCAAACGGGUGGAGAUAUUUCGUGGGCGGAAGAUGACAAACGCCACCGGUGAGGAGGCAGAUGUGGAAUGGCGACGAUGUGUGCGCUGUGCGAGCGUUAUGGAGGACAUCGCCCCCUUCAUGUCAGCUAAACCAGGUAUUGCAUUUGUGCUGAGUCAACAAAGAAAUUGUUGUUGUGCUGGACGAUUGGCUAUCCUAGGAAAGAAUGAACUAGUGGGUUAGGUAUAGCUGGCAUAUAGUAGAGAUAUAAUAACAAUGAAUAACAAUUUUAGUGAUAAUAAUA